Mercenaria mercenaria is the source of this 1378-nucleotide messenger RNA. RefSeq lists its product as uncharacterized. The coding region runs from base 127 to 1290 and encodes 387 amino acids. The record is from RefSeq and is a predicted model, not a curated record. The transcript is spliced from 5 exons. NCBI's taxonomy places the organism in Eukaryota, Metazoa, Mollusca, Bivalvia, Venerida, Veneridae.
GUCAUUUAACGUUGCAUAGCUGCGACGUCUGUUUCGUUUUUAUCGCCUGUAGAGAAGCUCAGCAAAGAAAUAUCCGGUUUAUCUGUUUUUAAAAUCUAUAUCAUUGGUGAUGAGAAUCACAAGUUAAUGGCGUUUAGGAAGAAAAGUCCUUUGGCGGCGGUAUUUGACCGUGUCCGUUCACCGUUCGUCUGCGGCGGACACAAAUAUUAUGAUAGUUUGCUAGAAAAGGCGGAAAUUGGUCAAAGACAUGUGUAUCCUCAACAGUUUCUGGAGUCGAAGCUGACAAAGACAUGGGAAGUAUUUCGGCAAACAUUUAUUGAUGAAUGUUUCAACAAAGGAAGUGGAAAGAAAUGGACGGCUGUACCAUUCCUCGAUAUAGUGGAUAGUCCAUGUGCUACUGGCUCGGUGAUUCUGUGCACGAAUAGAGAGAUCAAACAGAAACUCACCGGGCAGCCAAAGCCAGCGUUCUUCGCCGGACAUGCCAACGAUUUCUAUCCACAAGAUAGAGACUUUAUGCUGCCACCAAUAGCUCCAAAGACUACGCCUCUAAGAUGGCGGAACUAUUUUCGGGUGUACCAGUCCCGCCGCGCGGAGAAAGCUGUAAUGAUUUCGCUGACAUUGGAAGACAAGAGCGAGAUAGAGGAGAGAUUGACACUCGACAGUCUAUUUUUAGAUCUUGAUAAUUUUGAGGACACCGGCUUUCAGCACAAAUACUGCUAUGUCGUAACUAAGGUGCUUACGGCAAGGAGCCUUAAAAUAGAGUUUACAGAUGACGGGGAAGUUUUCUACGAGACGGAAUUUAAAGCUGCCGUACCUAUCUGCUUUCAAGCCGCAAAAGUGCACGUGCUCUUGGAAUCGGCAGGACUUCUCAAGCGAAUCGAACCUGUAACUGGUGUGCUGAAUUUAAACUACAGAAAAAGACGGAAUUGGCAAAACUUCUUGAACGCUUUCAUUCCAAAUCAAAACAGAUUAGGACAUUCAUCCGGGGAUUAUCCUAACUCAAUGCAGGUACGGAAAAGUACUGUUUUGAGGUCUUACCGUCCACAUAUCCUUCCCCGACCAAACCGACGUAAAAAUGAUCUAGUCUGGUACUUCGACCACGUAUCCGAGCUAAGGUCAAUCCGAUUAAAUUUCCAACAAGACUGGGACUUAAACCGACGGCUGUGGCUGGAUAAAGCGGUAGAUGACGAUGACGAUGAUGAUGACGAUGAUGAUGAAGAGCAGGCUCCGUACACAUAUUAUCCACAACCCAGCCGCCAGUCCAUCGAAUACGAAGAUUUCGAGUGGUAAAAAUGAUGAACACUUAUUUAUUAUUAGAUCUGAAUAUUCGGCAAACUGAUCUUUUUUUUGUGGAAAAUAAAGAAUAUUAAAAUCGAAA